GCUCUUCCGAUCUGUCCUUGCCAUGCAGCCUGCAGGUCCCCCAAAAUCAAGGACCCCAGCCGCGCCCUUGUAUCCCAUAUUGCCCGAUAGUCAGGACCUACUAUCCCUAGACCCUCCACCCUAUCAUCCCCCUCCCCUCGCACCCCAGGCCCUGCCCGCAGCAGCUGCCCCACCAGUCGCCCCGCUAGUUGCCCCCCUAGGGGAACCGGGAGGACGGGAAGCGUCAGCUGCGCCAGAACCGGGAAGACGGGAGGCAGCAGCCGCACCGGGCCCCAUUGAAAAUGAAACCAACCGCGAGGGGCCAGCCGGCCAAACCCGCGGGCACACCCAGCUUGAGCCAAACCCCCGCCUCCCCGACUCCACUGUGGCCCUACCCCUGCGGGAAAUAGGACCCCCCGAUGAAACAGGCAACCCCCGACUCCAGUAUUGGCCCUUUUCCACCAGUGACCUUUACAACUGGAAAACGCAGAACGCUCGAUUCUCUGAUAACCCUAAAGAUCUAAUAGCUCUUUUAGACAGUGUCAUGUUCACCCACCAGCCCACCUGGGACAACUGUCAGCAGCUCUUCGGCAUCCUGUUCACCACAGAGGAGCGAGAGAGGAACCAAUUAGAAGAAAGCUGGUUCCCGGAGACGACGGUUGGCCGACAUCUAACCCUGACCUCAUUAAUGCAGUUUUCCCCCUAA
Messenger RNA from Leopardus geoffroyi (Geoffroy's cat), 685 nucleotides. RefSeq names its product proline-rich protein HaeIII subfamily 1-like. The transcript has 3 exons. The coding region runs from base 23 to 685 and encodes 220 amino acids. Gene Ontology annotation, biological process: virion assembly. The record is from RefSeq and is a predicted model, not a curated record. NCBI's taxonomy places the organism in Eukaryota, Metazoa, Chordata, Mammalia, Carnivora, Felidae.